Molecule: messenger RNA, 366 nt
Organism: Lepus europaeus (European hare)
Lineage: Eukaryota; Metazoa; Chordata; Mammalia; Lagomorpha; Leporidae
Product: protein FAM104A-like
Exons: 4
Coding region: 1-366 (121 amino acids)
Source: RefSeq, a predicted model, not a curated record
AUGGAAAUUGGCAAAGGGGAUGAAGAAAUGACCCUAAUUAGGAAAAAAAGAAGUGCCAAUAAAGAGGAUAACCACCCCUCUGCCCGUUGCAAAAGGGCUAAGAGAAACCCCGUGGUUCAGGAGUCUCAAGAGGCAGAGGUAGGAAGCAGCAAUAAUGAACGGAAUAUCAACAAUAUUAAUGUGCCAGAGACAUCCAGUGGACCAGGAAGCAGCACAAACUGGAUCGUUAAUGAUCCCAACCCGAGGAUCCCUCAGUCGUUCAAGGAGGAGUCUGACGUAUCCCAGGGUCCUUACUUCUGCAUCAAUCAGGUCUUGAGGGAGGCUCACUUUAACAGCCUACAGCGGCGAGGACGGUCUCCAACCUGA